AUUGCUACACGCUGCCAAUGCUCCCAUAGUCAGCGUAAAUGGCGGACGCAGACACUGCAAGACUUUGCACCGAGAUCGUGCGGUCGGUCUUCGGCCCUCUGACUGCGACCGUCACCUCCAUCAUCCUCACCCAUGGACGCCUUGGGCUCCCACAACUACUUCGUUUCUCGAAAAUGAAGCCUCGGACUGUCCGUGCCGCUAUCCUAAUUCUCGUACAACAUAAUCUACUAUGGCACUCUCAAUCUGAAGAGGAGGGAGAAGUCUUCGAAAUCAAUAUCGACGAAUGCCUCAUGAGGCUGCGUUACGGUCGAUAUGUGUGGUUGGCAGAGCAGUUGUAUGGGAAAUCGGGUGGGGAGAUUAUACAACUAGUGUUAGACCAUGGCAAGUUGCGUCCGCCAGACAUCAUUGCGCAACUAUCCAUAUACGACCCGGUCAAAGGCCCCGCCUUGCUCACUCAAACAUUACACAAACUUGUCGACGAAGCUUACCUCAAGCCUUCAACACUACUGUCGCACUUCUCCCCUCGCGAAAAGCUGAUUCGGUAUGAGGGUGAAGAGAAGAGGAAAAUACCCGGCUUUCCGACGGCAAGGGAGGUGCGCGAGGCUCGAGAAACCGCUCAGGCUCGAUUGACGCGAGAGGAGGAGGAAGCCGAGCAAGUCGGUAUGAAACGCAAGGCGAAAGAUUACUCGCAUAAAGCUUCCAAGCGCAAAGCUAUCGAAGAAGACGUGGAAGUAGACGACGGAGUGUACUUCCGCGUCAACUGCGAGCGAUUCAACGUGCACAUCCGCAACAAGCUCAUCGAAACUGCCGCCUCGGAACGUUUCAACGAGUCCGCAGGCACAGUCCUGCGCGCAACACUCAAAGCUACCGAGCCCAGGCAGAGGAAGCUUACCGACGUGCGAUCCGAUCCAACAUCCUUCGCUAAUGUUGCCAUGCAUCUCCCCGACGACGUAGACCUUGCCUCAGGACUUGUGUUGCAAUCAUCAAAAACUCCGCCAACGAUGACGCUUGUCAAGGAAUAUCUCGGCAUCCUAGCAUCCGCCGAUAAUCCUACACCUGCCGGUCGAGCAGCCUCCUUCGUUUCUCUAGGAGGGUCAAAAGUACAAGUCGAGUUCGAGAUUAUUGCAAGGCGACUACAGCGACGGGUGCUUGAGAGUGUUGCGCGGGAACGGCAUGGCGACGAGGGUGUCCGGAUCAUCCGUCUACUUGCGGACACGGGCAUGAUGGAUGAGAAGCAGAUAUCCAAAAUCGGGAUGAUGGCUGCCAAGGACGCUCGCCCGCUGCUGUCGGCGAUGUCGGCGGAGUCGUUGGUCAGCCUUCAGGAAGUGCCCAAGAGCGCGGACCGCAACCCUACGCGGAUGUUCUACCUAUGGUACGUCGAUCUACAGAAGGCGUCGACAGUUCAGCUCCGCAGCUUGUACAAGACAUUGUACAACAUUGCAACGCGACGCCAGGCAGAGCAAGAGGAGCCGAACCUCAAAGCGGUCCUAGAUAAGCGACAACGAAGUGAUGUCAGCCAGGACGAAGAGAGGUUGCUGACGAGGAACGAGCGGGAGUUACUGGCACAGUGGGAGAAGAAGAGAGAGAAGUUGACGGUGCUUGAGACGAGGGUGGAGGAGGCCGUAUUCAUCCUACGCGACCUGGGUACCUUCGCUAUCAAUGACGAUUGA
This is a messenger RNA of Trametes versicolor FP-101664 SS1, 1670 nucleotides long. RefSeq lists its product as uncharacterized. Gene Ontology annotation, cellular component: RNA polymerase III complex. The record is from RefSeq and is a predicted model, not a curated record. Gene Ontology annotation, biological process: DNA-templated transcription. The transcript has 11 exons. Gene Ontology annotation, molecular function: single-stranded DNA binding. Lineage: Eukaryota; Fungi; Basidiomycota; Agaricomycetes; Polyporales; Polyporaceae. The coding region runs from base 39 to 1670 and encodes 543 amino acids.